AUGUUUAAAAGCAAAAAAAAGAGACUUCAACAAAAGCAAGAAGCAGAAGCAGCCGCUGCUGCUGCUGCCAUUGCCAAAACUGAAGCCGAAACUAGUAAAUAUAAGCUGCUAGACGACAUUCAUUUGACUCAUGACUUUCGUUCCUCAGUCAUUUUACCACAACUCAACAAGGACAUCGACCCACAAAAGCUUGUACGUCAACAGGAGCACCUCGCUUCAUUGAGAGACAUCCCUGAAACACUUUCGCCUCCACUCUCACCGCCACCGACUUGCACGUCUCGCUCAUCCAGCAACGGCGGCUUACAUGAAAACGACGGGUCGAAACAAUACCAAGAUUUGGCUGCUUGGAGACACCAGCGAAGCCAGAAUAGAUACUCCAAUGGCUUGUUUGGUGGAAAACAAAGAGGGAGACCCAAGCCCUCUGCCAGCAGAUGGCUUCAUGAUAUCACAGACCAAGAUGUGCAAGAAGAGACCAUCCAUGAGAAUCCAGAAACCGACAUUACACCUCCUCCAGUGUCUACUGCUCCUAGCAAUGAGGAUGAUAUAGUUCCAAGCAUUCAAUUUACUCGAGAAGCGCUGGCCUUGGACCAAGAUGAUGAAGAUGACGAGGAUGACGAGUAUCUGGAUGACCAAGAUGAGUUACAGCACGAGGAAUACGAGCCUGAAUCAGACACAGAAGAGAACUUUUUCUUUCAAGAUUUCUCUGGAAACAGCAAACCUAAAAAGCGCACUACCAACAAUUUGAAUGGGCGUCGUCGUAGAUCACAAAAAGUGAUGAGCAAAUUUGAUCUUUCCUCAUUUGCAAGAGAUUUACAUGAUCACCGUCUUUCUGUCAUCCAGCCUCGGGAAAGUCGGAUAAUCAUGACAGAAGAUGAUGAAUUGGAGCUCGAAAAACUGCUGGAACGUCAAAGACAGCGCAUGUCCAUGAUGACCAUGAGCGGUAGCACAGACUCAUUCAAGGUGAUACCACCGCUGCCAUCGUUGGAUUUAAUAAAGCCUCACACGACCACCGUGUUACCCUCUCCAUCUUUACCUACACCAGUACAACAGGCUGUAACCAAGGAAAAAGAAAUCACAGAAGAUUUGGAGGUGCCCACCAUGAACAGUGAUCAUGGCAGCAGCACCACAAAUAGCUUCAGCAGCGUCAAUGGCAGUAGUCCAGCAAAUAGCAGCAGAGGUAGCUAUCCAUCUCACAUGGAACACGAUGACGAGGAUAGCAACAAAAUUGCCAUUGAAUCAGAACAAGAAGAUGAUGAGGGUAUUACUGUUACCACUGAUGUGCCACAAGAAUUAACAACAACGCCCAAAACUCCUAUUCCAGUCAGUUUAACACCUGUGGCAUCCAGCAGUAGUUCCAGCAUUCGUCAUCAACAAAGCCAAUUCAAACUGGAUCAACUGAAAAGAUCCGUAUCUACCACAAGCAUCAAAUCCAACAAGAGCAGCUCUCAGUUCAGGCCUGCACCUACGCCACUCGCUCGCAUUCGUGAUGAGAAUGAGCCUGCUGAGUCUCGCUUGCACAAGCAACAGGCUAGAAAAUCAAUGAGCAUGGAUGAUAUGCAAUCCAAGCUGGACAUCAAUGAGUCGUCAGUAACUUCGUCCGCAUUGGACUGGAUCAAUGAAGACAGCAGACCCAGCAGUAGAAUCAAGGAGUUCCUGCCCAUUCAAAACCAAGCAGAUGCACCGCUAUUAUACCAACAGGCAAAACCAAGCAAGUCCAGAGGCCUCUUUGGCAGUUUGCGUCAAGUGAGUAGAAGUAAAACACACCAUCAUUCUGGUAAUGCUGGUGGUGUCAGCUCCUUGAAGGGCCUUGUUCGCAACUUUAGCACUAGUCAUCAGACUAGGCCAAACAACCUAUCUGACAGCAACUCUUGCACCACGUCAGAUACCACAGGCAUGUCAAGAGCCGCCAUGGCAGUGAUCCAGCACAAUGUUGCCAAGCAUGAACAAAAGAAAGCAUCGCCUGUCAUUCCUGAUGAAAAGAAGCAAGAUGAACUAUCGCAACCGACGCAACAAAAGGCAAGACAAAGAGCCAAAUCAGAUGCCAACAACAGUUCAGGCAGUCGACUUAUUGCGCAGUUGCUGUCCAGAGCGUCGUCCUCAAACAAGAGCAGACGCAAUAAUUCCACAAAGAUUGUCAAUAUGGAAGAAGACUCUGCUGCUAAACAGAGAGCCCAAGUUGUUAGAAAAACCAUCAUCUACGUCCAACCUGAUUCAUUACACAACUUACUCAAGAAUGGUGGUGAUGGAAGCAGUAUCAAAGUGCCUCCUGUACCACGCCCUACCAAACCACAAGAGCUUGAUGUCGAGACAAGAAACACCAUGCUGUCAGAUGGCUCCCUCUCACCUGAUGAUGAUACCAUUAGAUCCAAAGAGUAUUUCACAGCCACCAAGGUGAGCAGACAAACCUCAGUGCGAAAAAGAGUGGUGGAAACACAAGAAGAGAACACGACAGAUACCACGACAUCCUCCUCCCCUUUAAAACAAUCCACUGCUCAUACCAAUGAUCACACAAGUGCUGGAGGUAUGCUUUCAAGAAGCGGAUCAAGAAGAAGAUGGCAGCUCCAGAGCAUGGAUGAAGAGGACAUACUCUCUUCCAGCCACCAUAACGAACAAAAGACAGAUAACUACAUGGAAGGUGUUGAAUUACGAGAAAUGAGCGAUGGUUCUGUUGUCUGGGGCGUAGUGAAGAAGCAAGGCAACCGUAAGAGCUUUUACGCUCCCAACAAACAAAAUCAGUUGGAGUUGGUGGAAGAUGGAGAAGACAAUGACGACGAAGAAAUUGCGCAUGGAGAAGAUUACUUUAGAAACAAGUUCAUGAAGGAGAGCAUUAGCAGCACGGCGCCAUUGACUCACUUACAGCAGCAGCAGCAGCAGCAGCAGGCACUGCCACCACCUAUUCCAAGACGUUCUCCCAGACGACAGAUCCCGGCUGAUCCUGUCCUGCAUACCAACAACAAUACUAAAACCGAUAUCUUUUACUCUGAUCAAGUAACACUGCCCAGCUUACUGAGAAUGAUGCAAGAGCAACAAGACCAACAUGAAUAUCCUGGUGAUAUAAGUGAAGAAGACGAGCAAGAUGACAUGCAGCAAUACCUGUUCAAUGAAAGAGCCAUGUCCUCUGUGGAUGAUCAAUUAGAUGAAAUGAUGAGAAUCCUGACAGCAAAAUAA
Messenger RNA from Mucor velutinosus, 3168 nucleotides. RefSeq lists its product as uncharacterized. The coding region runs from base 1 to 3168 and encodes 1055 amino acids. The transcript has 3 exons. NCBI's taxonomy places the organism in Eukaryota, Fungi, Mucoromycota, Mucoromycetes, Mucorales, Mucoraceae. The record is from RefSeq and is a predicted model, not a curated record.